Molecule: messenger RNA, 2009 nt
Organism: Varroa destructor (honeybee mite)
Lineage: Eukaryota; Metazoa; Arthropoda; Arachnida; Mesostigmata; Varroidae
Product: transmembrane reductase CYB561D2
Molecular function (GO): transmembrane monodehydroascorbate reductase activity
Source: RefSeq, a predicted model, not a curated record
UGAUCCGUCAACGUUAAUCGAUUUAUCAAGCAUGUCGCGAAACGUAAAUUAUAGGCCAAACCGCGCACCAUUAAACGACCUGGGCAAUGUUGCGGACUGGAAUGGUGCGCGCGAACACAAACGAACUUUAACUUUCGCCGUUGGCUGCGUAUGUAUCAACGUCUUGCUCAAUAUUUUUCUUGCCGCUUACGUGACGCGUUGCUUCUCCACCGUCUGCUGUGCAUUGGUAGAGUCGUUUGCGGCUGCUGUUGUUAUUGUCCCUAUUGUUAUCGCAUUACAUUGCGCUAUCCUACAUACCAGCAAGUCAAGAGUGUUAUCGCCGCCAGAUUUGAUAGCCGCCUCGUCGUGACUGUGAUUAUUAAUAGCGGCGCCUCCAUACAGUUCGAACUGAGAGAGUAAUUUUUGACGCGAAUUCUACGAACAUUUACUGCUGAUUGCCAAGAUUCGCUUUGCCCCCCCUGUCUGCGAACGCACGUCAGAACUGGACGUAUUAUAACAGUGCAUUACUUGCAUUUUGUACACAUACAAAGUGAACUCGGAAUAAAAAUUUUGUUGCUGGUCGAUUAUAGUGUAGUGGGAAUGUCCAGCUGUAGUCUGGGACUUAGAACUUUGUUGAAAAAAAAGUAGUGCUCGUAAAUCUCCAGAUCACGAAACAAAGCCAAGAUGUCUGUGGCCUCUUCCCUAGCCUUUGGAUUCACGGGAUUUCUAAUCUACAAUGCCGAACCCGGUUCAUCUUUCUUUGCCUUUCACCCCGUGCUCAUGACGAUCGCAUACAGCCUGUUAAUGUUUGAAGCAAUACAGAUAUUCAACAAAUCGAAUCCCCUUCGAGAUUGGCUUCCUAUUAGAGCUGUCACUUUUCAUUGGUUGCUUGCGACGAUUACGAUAGCCUGUAUAUCAGGAGGAAUGUUCAUCGUGUACGAGCACAAGGAGUCACUUGGAAAAGCGCAUUUUACCUCGCUGCACUCCAAAUUCGGGUUAAUUGCCAAUUUGGGUAUAAUCUGCGUAGCGUUAGGUGGAAUUCUGACGCUCUACCGGAAGAACCUGAACUUGCCCGUUAUUGUCAAGCAGGGCCACGUCAUCGCUGGCGUCAUAAUUUACAUCGCGGCUGUGGGAGCCCUUCUCACAGGUCUUUCAUCAAAUCUAUUCAGUAAUGUCAUUAUGCAAUCAUCUCCUGCUUAUUGGAGGGCCAUUUAUGUCCUACCGAUUCUUUGUGGCUUUGUCAUUGUCAUGCAGGUAAUUAGGAAGUUUAUUGCUAAAAACGAAAAAAGCAAAAAUGAACAUGGCAAGGACAAAAAGAGCUCCGACUAGGCAACCCGUUUUUAUCUAUUUUUCUGAUAAAGUUGUCGCACAAAAAUUUUACCGAAAUAUUAUUCCGAAAUAGUGAUAAGACUCGAUGACCAAAAUCGUCGAAGGCAGUUUUAACACAGUCGAAAACUGCGAAUCUGUUUUCAAUAAACACAGAAGAAUAACGAAAAAUUAAAGCAACAAAAAGCAACGGUUGAAGGAAGCCAGGGGUCGCUUGUUCAAGCCCUGCCAACGACAUUUAUCAUCCUACAAGUGUUAUUAGAUAAAGAAAUAAUAAAAACAAAAGCGAUGGAUGAAAACAAGCUCAUAUCUUUAUUGAACUUUCUGGCUUUUCCCUACCGUAUUGUCUACUAUUAUUACUGUAUCAUAAUUACGGGGUACAAAAGUGUUUAGCAUCUUAACGCUAUUCUUUUUAUUUACAUCCUUUGAUGUUUUCUUUUUCAUAUGUUCACCGGUGCAUAACUGUGUAUGACUGUCUAUGUGCGACUUACAAAUAAAAAAAUUGUGUUUUUUACGUAAGAUAAUGGGUGUCGGUAAACUCGCUUACCGACGUAAAAGUGGGAUUUCCAACUAAAGACUAUAUUGUACACAGGUCAACGUCCAACAAACCCUACGGAAUUUGUGUGACUAAAGAGGUUAACGUCGUAUUAGUGUUGCUAAUUUUGCUUAUAAAGGAACACAAUUUUAAAAUUGAGAAAAAAGAG